Molecule: messenger RNA, 8358 nt
Organism: Nasonia vitripennis (jewel wasp)
Lineage: Eukaryota; Metazoa; Arthropoda; Insecta; Hymenoptera; Pteromalidae
Gene: Rab3-GEF
Product: MAP kinase-activating death domain protein
Exons: 30
Coding region: 293-6124 (1943 amino acids)
Biological process (GO): regulation of apoptotic process; regulation of Rab protein signal transduction
Cellular component (GO): cytosol
Molecular function (GO): guanyl-nucleotide exchange factor activity
Source: RefSeq, a predicted model, not a curated record
CGUCGAGUCAGUGUAGCUGCCAGAGCUUUGUGGAACAGACUGUGCGGUGCGCAAUUCCCGAGAACGAAGCAGCAGCAGCAGCAGGACUAAAGACGGCCUGGAAAAAUGGACUCCCGCGGCACUACCUAAGUACGCGGCAGCAGCAGGAGCAGCCAUGAUCACAGCUGAAUCGUCAGGAGUAGCCGCAGGCGCGAGUAGCUGCGCAGUCGCCGUUGACGAGCGGUGACGGUUCGGCUGAGAAGAGCAUCAUAGCAGCUCUGUCGUCGCAUAGCGCCGCCAAUCUGCAUCGGCCAUGGACGUGCAGAAGAAGUUCCUGUGUCCCCGGCUGGUCGACUAUCUGGCCAUCGUGGGGGCCAGGCAACCACCACCGUCCUCCAGACAAUCUAUUCAGGUGCCGGAGCUGCUGCGCAGAUACCCGGUCGAGGAUCACAAGGACUUCCCACUGCCUCCGGACAUGGUAUACUUUUGCCAGCCGGAGGGAUGCAGCAGCGUCGGCCCGAAGCGCACGGCGCUGCGAGACUCGACCUCUUUCACCUUUACCCUCACCGACAAGGACUCUGGUAAGACUCGCUACGGGAUAUGCGUGAACUUCUAUCGACCCGUCGAGCGAACCGGAGGAAAUGGCGCAGCUGGAAUUGGCUUCCGACGGGACAAGCAGAACACGAACUUUCGCAGGGAGAGCUGGCGCAAGAGCAUGGAGAAGAGCUCGGACUCGGCGUUUUCCAGCGACUACAGAAGCAGCGCGCUGGGCCCCAGCGACUCGGAAAAGGACUGCCCGAGCAGUCGUCGCGACUCGGACACACCGCACGGCGUGGCCUCGGGGCUAGCGAGCCACGCCCCGCGUCUGGGCAUCACUGCGCCAAGCGCCGAUAGCGAGAGCGGAGGCAGUCACUCGCCCUCGCCGAGGGCCUCCCGCAGACGACAGAGGAUACGAAAUCACUCGCUGACGUCCCUUUGUAUAAUAUCCCACCACCCGUUCUUUUCCACCUUCCGCGAAUGCCUUUUCGUCCUGAAGAGACUCAUCGACGCAUGCAACGAAAGCACCCUUCCGCAAAAGGUCGGCGCCUCUCGACAGCACAGGGACAACAACGUGUGGUCGGUCUUGAGCGGCCAGACGUUCGAGGGCGCCUCGUCGAUCGUCCUGCACGACGUGCGCGAGAUCGAGACCUGGAUCCUGCGACUGCUGAGCGCACCCGUGCCGGUGCCCUCCAAGACACGCGUCGAGGUCGAGAUACUCUCGCCGAGUUUACAGCCGCCUCUGUGCUUCGCUCUGCCGGAUCACACGAGGUUCUCCCUCGUCGAUUUUCCCCUGCACCUGCCCCUCGAGCUCCUCGGCGUCGACAUGUGCCUCAAGGUUCUCACCCUCAUCCUGCUCGAGCAUAAGAUCCUUCUGCAAUCCCGAGACUACAACGCACUGUCGAUGUCGGUGAUGGCGUUCGUGACGAUGAUCUACCCCCUGGAGUACAUGUUCCCGGCGAUUCCGCUGCUCCCGACCUGCAUGAGCUGCGCCGAGCAGUUGCUGCUCGCCCCGACGCCUUUCGUCAUCGGCAUUCCCGCCUCGUUCCUCCUCUACAAGAAGAACUUCCGCAUACCCGACGACAUCUGGCUCGUCGAUCUCGACAGCAACAAGAUCAGCCCACCCACGGGCCACGGCUGCGAUAUUCUGCCGCCUCUACCCGAGCCCGAAGUCUCCAUACUCAAGAAUCAUCUGACCCAGGCAAUGCAACUGAUGGAUCAGGCAGGCACUGGUGCGAUGGGGAGCAUGUCGAUACCGCAGCCUCACCUCGCGACGCCGUCGAACGCCGGCUCGCAGCUUCACUCGCCGCAGAGCAGGAGGGAGAGCACCGCGUCCCAUCAUUCGACUUUGAGCGUGUCGUCGGCGAAGCACCGGCCGAGCCUGGACCACACGGCAGUGGGUCACAGUCCUCUGAACUCCCCGGGCACCCAGUCACCCCGUCGGCCCUCCCUCGCGAUCUCGCAGAUGGGCUCGGCGCCGCCCUCGCAAAAGGGCUCGCCCCAGUCCAACAAUCCCGGCGUCUUCAACCCCUUCAUCUACGGGAACGACGUCGACUCUGUCGACGUGGCGACGAGGGUCGCCAUGGUGCGGUUCUUCAACUCCCAGAACCUCCUGGCCAACUUCACCGAGCACACGAGGACGCUGCGGCUCUACCCCCGACCGGUCGUCGCCUUCCAGAUCAACUCGUUCCUGCGCUCGAGGCCGCGCACCAGCCAGUUCCUCGACAGGUUCGCCAGGACGCAGGCCGUCGAGUUCCUGGCCGAGUGGUCCCUCACGCCGAGCAACGUCGCCUUCCUCCGGGUCCAGACCGGGGUGUACGACCCCGCGCAGAUCGGAGACAAGGCCAAGUGGUUCGCGCCCUCACUCGAGCCCAUCAACUUUCCCGUCUGGGACAACGGGAGCUCGCUGGCGAACGCCCUCAAAGCCAUGCAGGAGAUGGAGAGCCAGCCGACGGACGAGAGCGGCUCGGACUCCGAGGACGCCGAGAGCACCAGCUCGUCCUACUCGUCGCUGAGCGACUUUGUGUCGGAGAUGGCCAGUUCCGAUCUGUCGCCCUUGACGCAUCCGCCGCCGAUGUCGCUGUCGAUCGACGCGAAGAACAUCUACAACCCUCCGAGCUCCCUGCAGUACCCCGGCGUCGAGGAGGAGUCGCAAGCUCGCGCGGAGAGUCCGCCCAGCACCUCGUCGAGUCACAGCGACCUGAGCAGUCCGAGCUUCAACCGGGACUCGGAGGUCGAGUUGGCCGCCAAGCUCGCGGAAAAUUCGCAAACCGCCAAGAGCGACAACGAUAAGACGGAAGGUGGUAGUUUCGAGUCAGACUCGGCCUCGACGACCACGACACCUCGCACGAUCCUCAGCGCACAUAACGCUUCUUUAGGCCAGCUCGGAAUCGCGGGCCAUCACAUUGUCGAGACGGAGCGACCCUCCACUUCCCGGACCUCGCGCCUCUCUAGAUCUAUCACUCCAGUGCCGCCGAUAAGCCCGACGUGCCUGCAGCGCCAGCCGAGCGUGGGCAACGUGUUGGCGCGCACCUCGAGCUUCAGCUCGCACCAGGUGAGCCCGUUGCUGGCCAGACAGGCCUCGGAAGCCGCGGCGGCAGCUCGCGUCUGUACGCAGCGACAGCAGUCGUCGCCCACGGUGCCGAUACGCCAGAACAGCGGCGGAAGCAGCGGCAGCGGCUCGGGCACGGGCAACGGGGUGCUCAGGCAAGGCUCGCAGGGCUCGCUAUUCGAGCAGCUGGCCAGCCAGGCGAAGGACCUAGUUAGAGAGACUACGAGGCAGAGCAGUCAGGACGGCAUUCUCGCUCAUAUGGAUAAGCUGAAGCACCACGCGAAGGAAAAGAUUUCGGAAGCCGGGGAGGACAGCCUAUUCGCUCCGCUCGAACAACUAACACAGCAAACGAAGAAGGCCAUGGGGGAGGCGAGCAAAUCGGUGCAAGAGGCUUCCAAGACAGCCCUCGAGGCAAGCAAAACGGCAGCUGGAGUCAGCAAGAACACCCUGGACGACCUGACCUACGUCGGCAAGAGCACCUUCGGCGACCUGACCAAGAGUGCCAAGGAAGCAGCUGCGAAGAAAGGACUGCUCAAGAGUCUGGGAGACUCGCAGCAAUCGCCACCUCACUCGCCUCCAAGCGGAAUGCUUCAGCGCAAGGAUUCGGGAUCACAGCUGGUGACGCCGGACGCCAGGACAGGAAGACGAGAGAUCGGUCGCGACUUCUUCAGCAACAUCAGCAGCGACCUCAACGGUAUCGCCGAGCAGACCAGCAGCAUGUUCAGCGGAUUUUUUGGCAGUAAGAACAAUGCCAAUAAAAAUGCUACUGUACUCCCACAAUCGCAAAAGUCCAAAGAAAAGUCACAGCUUUUCGGGCCUUUCUCCAAAGGAAGAACGAGUCUCGUGGAGCGCACCUCCCUGAUAAAGCACUCGUCGAACAAGGCCAAUCAGGAGGAACUCAGGAGACAGCAGAACGCCGACAGGACGAACACGAAUACGGACAAUCAAGCCUUCUUGACGGAUGUGAUAAACCAAGUUAUGGCAGGCGAAGGCGUCGGCUGGUUGAAAUUCAACAGGCUGAAGAAGCUCAUGGAGGAUGAAAGCUAUCGAGACUUCAUGGUGACCAAACUCAACAAGGGCUUGAACCGGAAGAUAAGCCCCGACGACCACAUCGACGAUGUGUGCAUCACGAAGCCCGUUUACAAGGGCAUGCUAAAGUGCCUUCAGGCAGCGGCGCACGGUCUGGACGUCACCUACUGGAAUUUCGGUCUCGGAGGCCUGGCUUCCGUGUUCCAAAUGAUGGAGAUUGCCCACACGCACUACUGGAGCAAGGACCUGUCGGAGAGUGGCUUCGACAGUUCACUCAUGUCUCAGGCGUCCAGUCCGUUCGGCAGCCGCGAGAACCUGGCGUCCCCGCAGUCUCCCAACCAUCCCGCCUACGACCCAUCCCAGAAGUCCUACUCGCAGGAACCGCCUCAGGUCCGACUGGAGCGUCCUCAGUCCCAGACCAGCAGCGACGACAAUCAGUCGACGACCGAGAUGUUCCUGGACAUGUUCACCAUGAAGAACAAGAAGUUCCUGCUGAGCAAGCUCACGUCCUUUGACUCCGACUCGAAGAGCGGAAACGCGGCGGGUAGCAACGAGGCCUUAUCGACCGACGGCGGAAGCAUCACGACCAAUCCGGCCUUCCGGGGGACGCACCAGGCGUCCUUCCGCAGCACCGUCUCCGACAGCGAAGUCGAGCAGGGCAACUUUCCGCGUCAGAAGCAACGCACAGCGAGCGUCUGGUCGAGCAGCAGGUCGUCUCUGGGCAAGUUCAGCGCGGCGGGCAACGUUUUUAUACCCUCGACCACGAGUCCAAGUCCCGAAAUGGCGAGAACAUAUCUCUUCGUGGGUCUGCUGGGCAAAGAGCGCUCGUUGCUCUGGGAUCAGAUGCAGUUCUGGGAGGACGCGUUCUUGGACGCCGUGUCCCAGGAACGCGACAUGAUCGGCAUGGAUCAGGGACCCGGUGAAAUGAUGGAAAGGUAUAAGAGUCUAAGCGACAGCGAAAGACGAAGGCUGGAACACGACGAGGACAGGCUUCUUUGUACGUUACUGCACAAUCUCACGGCGAUACUGGUCAUGUUGAACGUGGAGAAGAAAGACGUGGGGCAGAAGGUCCGUCGACUGCUGGGAAAGAGCCACAUCGGCCUCAUCUACAGCCAGGAGCUCAAUCAACUCCUCGAUCAAAUCAAAGACCUCCAAGGAAACGACAUAGACCUGAAGCCCCUGACGUCACGUCAGAUGCACAGGCAGUCGUUCACGGUACACGCUGGCACGAACGCCGAGGGUGACCUGCGCUUCCUGGAGGUGCGUCACGACGGUCUGGUGCUGCGUUCGGUAAACGGCGUCAUCGUCGAGCGCUGGUGGUACGAGCGACUCGUCAACAUGACCUACAGCCCCCAGACCAAGGUGCUCUGCCUCUGGAGGAGAAACGGUGGCCAGACGCAGCUGCACAAGUAUUAUACCAAAAAGUGCAAAGACCUAUAUUACUGUAUAAAAGACGCGAUGGAGAAGGCCGCGGCACGAGGUCGCGGUGCCAACAUGGACGUCGAGCUCGGCGGCGAGUUUCCCGUCCAGGACAUGGUCACCAAUCAGGGCGGCCUCCUGCAGGUCUGCAUGGAGGGCAUCGGUCUUCUCUUCGCCAAUAGCAAGGAUUUCGAGUUUUUUGUAAGACUCGAGCAUAUCCGCAAGUGCUUUACUCAGAAGGGUGGAAUCUUCGUUUUGGAAGAGUUCAAUCCUAAGACUAGACAAAUAAUUCAACGUAAAUAUAAGUCCCAAAUGGCGGAUCAAAUUUGCUACUCCGUGCUCUGUCUCUUCUCUUACGUGGCUACGGGCUCGGAGCAUCAAUCCAAGCACCAUCACCCGCAGCAGCAUCAUCAGCAGCAGCAACUGCAUCCGCAACAGCAGCAGCAGCAGCAUCAGCACUCUACGAGUCCGAGGCCGUCGAGCGUUGGCUUGGCAGCGCAACACCAUCCCCUGUAUCCCCAUCAGCAGCAGCAUCAGCAUCAGCAACAGAUGCAGCUACCGACGCGUCGGGGCUCACAAGUCGACUCGCUGACCCACCGACAUCACUGACACAGAGGCAGGCACUCUUUGCCCCUCGUGCACAAUUACGAGGGAUGCGCACCUUACGCUUGUUUACCUUGGGUGUGAUAUAAUAUUGCAGCUUCCGCGAGAGGAUGAUUAUAAUUAUUGUAAACUAUAAUGUAUAACCCAGUCUUAUAUAUGUAUAUAUAUAUAUAUAUAUAUAUAUAUAUAUCCGCUGCACCCAAGAAAUGCACUCGUUUCUCGACGUGUUCGCGCGAUUUUUACGUUUCACCUUGUUGGACUCGUCCGUUUUGUUGCAAAAUUUACUUCUCAAGCUUCAUUUGAAGGUUGAAGGUGUGAAGAAUAAAUGAUAAACAUAUAAAAUACGCAAAGAAAUAUUGAAUCUGAACCACUUUGAUCCAACUUUAGAUUUUAUUGCUUCAUCAGCUUUUGUAGUAUUGCGUUUGAUUGAAUCGUGGUUGACCCUUUAAUCAAUAAUUACAUGUUAAAAUUAUUAUGUAUGAAGGCAAUUAAGAACCUAUAGACUGUCAUAAUUAAAAUUUAAGUAUAUGCAUUAUAAUUAUAUCUCAAUUACUAUUGUAGUAGAAGAACAAGAACAAACCCUGUAGUAUAUCGCGCGCAUCAUACACGAUGUAAAAAAUUAUCUAAGAGCAAUGUUACUUUAAAAGAUUAUUCUUGGAUAGAGAACUAUUGAAUCAAGAGUCAUUCAUAAAUGACUAAAAUGACAACGGAAAAUAGGGAUAUAAGCGCGGCUCUUGCUUCAUUCGUUCCGUAAAACAUUUAUGUCACAUAAUCCUAUCUAUAUAGGGGCAGUGCAAAUGUUAAUAAUCCGCAUAUCAGUUGUCGCCAAGCGUCCAGCUGAAUUCGCACGUCGUGUACGGCAUCGAAAAAUUACGCGAGAUUUGGAAAGAAUUGACACGCACUCAUGUGCAUACGCGCUUAGAAGAAAUCGAUGCAUAAAAACUUUUCGUUAUCCUUAUAUGAUAUAACUUUCAUUCGAAUGGAAUAAUAAAUUUACGUAAGAUGUAGUUCAAACAUAAGCCGAGACAAUACAACUUUGAUAGAAGCGAUUUUUGGUGAAACUAAAAGAUAACAACGUUUCUUUUUUCACGCGCAUGAUUCUUUCAGAAGGAGUUGCAGAUCAUGUUCAUGCCGUAAAACGGAAAAUUGUGCACAAAAAAAUUAGAUUAACUAAAAGAAGAAAAAAACAAAAGAAAAAAAUGUUUGCGCUAUAUCUGUAUAUUAUAAAAAGAAACAAAAUUAUAAGUAAUAGCGACCAGAUGGCAAUUCUUCAUUGAAUAUAAUUAUUAUACGUUUGCUUGUUGUGUCUGGAAAUGGAAAAGGCGACAUUUGAUUAACAAAAUAUAAUAUAUAUAUAUAUAUAUAUAUAUAUAUAUAUAUAUAUACGUUUUGUUUUAUCGUUUACAGAAAUAGACAAUGAGGUGUAGAAGAUUGAGGUUUCUGAAUACGUCGACUUUGGUAUAUAUAAUUUAUACCCACAUUGCUAUUAUAUACAAAUAUAUAAAAUUCUUUUGAAUACGUCAUUCAAAAAUUUUUAUGUUUACUUGUGUGUCGUUUAUUUUAUAGAAAAAAAUAUAAAAUGUUGUGUAAAUAUAUAGCUAGUAUCGAUCAGCUUAGUAAAAGAUAAAAGCGUCGUUUGAGCAGUGGAAAAAGUCUUAAAACGAAGAGACCAAAGCAAUACCGUGGAACACGUUAGCUUUAUAUGUGUGACUAUUACUUGACUUUAUUGUUUCCAUUGUUGGACUGACCGUUUCGAAUUGCUUCUCUUGUUUAAUUUCAACAAUAAACAGAUACAUAGUAUAUAUUUUUGUUCAAAAUUAACAAAUUUUAACACGUUGGAUUAAAUGAUAUAUAUAUAUAUAUAUAUAUACAUUCCAUGAUCAUCAACUGUUUGAGGAACGGGAGAGGCCACCAAAAGUUGAAGAAAUUCGGAAGCAAAGUCCAAUAUAUGGCGUAUUUAUAUGCAUCCACGUAUUUGUAAAAAGAAAAAGAAGGAAAAGAAAAUUAACAGAGCAUCCUGAAUAACUAGAAUGUUUGUAAAUAUGUAUAUUUUUAGAAAGGUGCAUACACACUCGCGUUCCAGAACUUAUUCGUGCGUUGAUUGUUCGAUUCCUAAUGCAAAUAAAAUUCAUAUCCCCAGAGUGAGAGACCAAGAAUCCUAAUGUGUACGAUAUAUCAUUACGCUACUGGGAUCGAAAGUCAUAGAAAAAUAGAAAAAUACAGAAAUAUGCCUACAUGUC